Melampsora larici-populina 98AG31 is the source of this 888-nucleotide messenger RNA. RefSeq lists its product as uncharacterized. The transcript is spliced from 4 exons. Lineage: Eukaryota; Fungi; Basidiomycota; Pucciniomycetes; Pucciniales; Melampsoraceae. The record is from RefSeq and is a predicted model, not a curated record. Bases 1 to 888 code for a protein of 295 amino acids.
AUGGACAACUUCAAAGCACCUCAUGUCUGUAACUGCGAGGAGCUUGGAUGUGGAUCACAACGCUUUGAGCUUCGUGGAGUCCUCUACACCGGCAAGACCAGAACCCGUCAAAAUGGUGAGAAGCACGAAGCAAAACUGCGCCGGAUACGUCUAAAAACGUCUAGUUCAUCUAAUGGCCAACUUCAAGAGAGAAAUAAUCUACCAGCACGCCGACGAUCACUAAGUACAGGAGAUAUAACAGCAAAUCAAGCAUAUAUUGAUGAAUCAAUGGGUCCGAUUGUUGGUGCAGCACAGCUUGGAAGACGCCGAUCUAGCUCUGUUGAAACCGUUCGGGUCUCGGCCAAUCAUCAAAACACACAGCCUCCAGCUUCAAUCACUGUAUCAACUGCGGGUUUCCAGAGGCAGCAAGUAUAUCUCCAGCGUCCCGCAUGCCUCAUUGCUAUGCUUCGAGUAGCACAUGCAAGUAUCAUUCAGAAUGCUGUGCACGACGAUUGCCGAAAAUCACUUCACAUGGCCAAGCUUGAACUAGCGCACAAAAAACGUGACCGCUCUCGUGGUUCAAACUGCGAAACAAACCCCUCAAAGCGCCCUAGGACUUCGAAAAACUCGGCUAGCUCUUCUCAGGCAUUCGAUGGACCUCAACGUCGCCGCUCGCUUCGACUACAGACACAAAACAAGGGAAAAGCCGCUGAUAACGUCGAAGGGCGUAAUACCAGUUUAAAAAAGAGAGCCAAAAAGUAUAUUCAACCAAGUAGUAAUGAUAUACCACCCAAGCCUUCUAACCCUCCUAAAGCUCAACGCAUACGCAAAACUAAACCUCCCAAACAGCCAAGUCUUUCAUUAACAGACUCUGAUCUAAUUCACAUACAUCACCUUACAAAUGUUUGA